CUGAGCUGAAAUCAAGUGUCAGAUCCUUAACUGACUGACCCACCCAGCUGCCCCUUAAGAUUUGGUUUUUAAAUAAUCCCUUCACCCAACAUGGAACUGUAUCUUACAACGUGGAGAUUAAGAAUUGCAUGCUUUACUGACUGAGCCAGCCAAGUGCCCCUCAUGCCAAAUUUCUUUAAUGGAGUAGUCUCUAUCUCCUCAUUUCUCACCUCCUAAUUAGCCUAUUUCUCUUUUGGUAUCCAUUCCAUCAUUCCAUGGAAACUGUCCCUGCCAUGGUCCCUGAUCAUAUCCAUGUUGGUAAAUACAAUGGACAGCUUUUCAUUACUUCCCUUACUUGACCUCUCAGCAACUUUUGGUGUUGUCUACCAUUUCCUUUUUCUAAAAAUAGUUUAAUUUUUGACUUAUGUGUCAUUAAAUGUUCCUACUUUUUCUCUGUCCUUUUGUUGGUAUGUAGUUUUUCACUUUCCUUUGCAGGCUAAUCUUCUACUUGGCUGCCAGAUGUUUCAGUUCUUCAAUUUUUUAGUCCUGAAACCCUUUUUUUCUCUGUACAAAUUUUUCUUGGGCAAGCUCAUCCAAUGUCCAUAGUUUUCCAUCUAUACCCUCAUCAUUUUUGUAAUUAUAUUUGUAAAAUAUACUAUUUCUGAGUCUUUGUUCAGUUGUCUUCUAGACCAAUACUAAAACUUUGUAAGGAAGUUUUUAAAAUAUCAUAUGUAAAGCUUAGUGCUGUUGUAAAUAUAAUAAAAAGAAAUUACUAGGAAAAUAAAUUUAAAAAUAGAAAUUUUUAUUAGAUUCAACAGACAUGUGAUUAGUCUGUCCAAUUGUAAUAAAAGCUUCUAAGUAAACCCUUGUUUUCUGUAUUUAUCCUUUCAUGAACUGGUAACAAAUAGUUUGCUGAUCACACUUUGUAUAGCAUUGCGCUAUACCUCUUCUCUUGGAUUUUUCAAAGGUACUUAAAGACUGACCUCAUAAACGCAUAUUUUCACAACAAAACAAACUCAGGACCUGUUCAAUUUUCCAUUGUAAAAUUCAGAAUCCUAGGGGUCAUCCAUGACAUCUCUUUCACAGAUCUCACAUAUCCAGUCCACUACCAAGUUCUGUUUGUCACCUACAUUCCUCCUCUUUAUUACCACUGUUUCUACCUUGAUCUCAAACACCAUCAUCUGUCACUUGGACUACUGCACUAGCCACUCCCCAUUUUUUUCCCCCACUGUGCAGCCAGAAUGAUCUUUAAAAAUGAACAUCUGGUCAUGAGCUUGCUUUUCACCCCUAAGUGAUCUUCAGUUGCUGUCAGGAGCCCAGCAGCUUCCUAUCAGCCUACUUCCCUGGGAGGUCUUGACCUUCCUUACAUGGCCCCUUCUUGUCUCCUGCCAUUCUGCGUGUACUCAGGUAUAUAAUUCUUCCUUCUGUCCAGUACUUUUCUGUACAAGCUGUUCUCUUUGUCAGGAAUUCUCUUUAUUCCCUCUUCAUUUAGUUAAUUCCUCUUCUUCCUUCAGAUCUGAAUUUCAACAUUAUUUCCUUGGAGAAGCAUUCUCUGGUUCUUCCCAAUUAGAUUCCACUUUAUAGGCUCUCCUGGCCCUCUUGGUCAUUCUUUCAUUGUAUUAAUCUUAGUUUACAACUACAGAAUUAUUCAGUGAUUGUUUAAUAACUCCUUCAUCCUAUUAGAUCAUAAGCUCUGAGAGGCCAAGGACUGUCUGCUUUUGUUCACUUUGUAUUCCUAGUGCCUAACGUAUUAUCUGCCAUGUUGUAGGCACAUAGCAAAUGUUUGCUGAAAGAACAAAUGAAGAGUGGAUGGUUGUUUGAAAUGACCUUUACUGUCUCGUUAAUUUGGCACAUAAAGUGCUCAAUAACGUAUAGUUGAUAGGGAAAGUGGAUGUUGAGGUAUAUUUUUAAAGUAUGGUAUUGGAGGAAUGAGGACUGUAAGAGAAUGUGUGGAGAUGUAUUAGGAAAUAAGGCCAGUGAAUGAGAGUUUGAACAUGAUCUUCAUUGGUGAUAAGGAGGAAGUGGAGUAUUUAGAGAAGCCUGUGAUUUGUCAAAUUCUGGUGCAUGGUGAAUGUGCAGGAUAGGAUGGAAGGAAGAAGAAAACCUAUAGUCUUGCCAAGGACUGGAUAUACCUGGGAGGUAAUUUUCAAGAGGAAAGGGUAAUUCGUUGAGGUUUUGAAAGACAGAAGUGGCAGAAAAGUGAACAUUAUUAAGUCAUCAAAAGGAUUCUUUGGUGUUAUUGAUGAGUAAACUAUGUAAGAGACCUGAUGCUCGUAGGAAAGUUGAAUUUCUUUUCAGCCUCAUAUUGUGAAAUAUGCUUAUUUUAUAAAGUGUUCAGUACUGUUAAUCUUAGCUCUGUGAGAUGCUUUGUUUUUCUCAGCUGAUGACAGAAAAUAAGUGUGUUGUGUAGUUAUUUUGUAGUGGCAAAAAAUAAUUAGAUUAGAUACACCUCAUGAUUUUAUUUUUAUUGACUUAGUUCCUUUUAAACUCAAAGUAUCCUUUUUUUGAUUAUUAAGGAACACCAAUAUUAGAGAACUAUGAUUAUGGUCUAUGUGUCUAAUAAUAAAGUUUGUAACAAAGUUUGCGACAAGCUAAAAUUUCGUAAGUGUUUCAUUGAUUUUGUGCUGAAAAGUAAAAUGCUGUGUAGCCAUCUAGUAUGUUCACUGAUUUCAUGGAUGUUUAUAAUGCGGCUGCUAUAUUUGGCACUCCUAGGCAUUGGAGAUACAAAGAUGAAUUUGACCCAAUUCCUGCCAAAGCAGCACAGGGUUUAGGAGAAAGUCAGAAUGAAAAACAAAUGUAUAUUAUGAUGAUAAAUGCUAAUAUCUGACAGCAUAGGGUGCUGAAAGAAUCAAAAGAAGGACCAAAUGUGUACUUGAGGAGGUGGUUGGGUGGGGGUGGACAUAUCAGCACAUCAUUUUCAGAAGUGUCGUCAGCUGGGCUGAAUUCUGGUCCCUGUCCUUGGCCAAAGUUGAAAACACAGAAUGGUCAUUUUGGUCAGUGUGUACUUGCCUAAGGAAUAAGACCUGUGUUCCUAUUUUAUCCAUAUGUUCCUGGGAUUAGAAAAGAAAACUCUUGAAUUGCUAUCAUGUGGAUCAGAAGUGGAAAUGUAACUUAACCCUCCAGAACCAAAUGCCAGUUCCCCAGCUCAAGCCUUUGAAUAUUAGUAGCCAACUCGACUUAGAAUCUGUAGUACAAAGGUCGCUAUGCAAGUAUGAAAAGCCUUGUUGCAGAUGACAGAGUUCCUAAAACAUUCCAAAAUUCCCUUGUUCAACUUGGACUCAACACUAUGAAAUCUGCAAAUAUAUGUAUAGGUCGACCAGUGUUGCUUACCAGUUUGGAUGGAAAACAAGAGGUCUAUACGGCCUGGCCUGUGGCAGGAUUUCCUGGAGGCAAGAUUGGCCUGAGUGAAAUGGCGCAAAAGAAUGUGGGCGUGAGCGUUGGUGAUGCCAUUCAAGUCCAGCCUCUAUUGGGUGCUGUGCUUCAGGCUGAGGAAAUGGAUGUGACACUCAGUGACAAAAAUGUGGAUAUUAAUGAAGAACAACUGACUGGUUGUCUUCUGAGAAAACUAGAUGGCAAGAUUGUUUUACCAGGCAACUUUUUGUAUUGUACAUUCUAUGGACGACCAUGCAAGUUGCAAGUGUUGAGAGUGAAAGGGACAGAUGGCAUGAUAUUGAGAAGGCCUCAGAAUGACACUGAUGCUCAAGGAAUGGCCUGUGAACAGUCCAACAUAGACACCAGUACCCUGGAUGUAGCCUUACAGCUGAGCCAGUUAGAUCUGGAAGAGCCUCGGGAUCCAACAUCAAGCAGUACUCCUUGCAAACCAGUAGAUGACAGAAUGAUAAAUAAAGCUAGUGACAUUUUUUCAGAUGUUACACAGAGUCCUAGGGACAACAGUGGACUUGAACUAGCAGAGAUCACAGGACUUAAAUGUAGUUUUGAAUUGGCCAAAGGAGGAAAUGAGCAACUUGUUAAUGAAGAGAGAUUGCUAAAGUCAGCCUAUGUGGGAACAAAGCACAACACUGAUACUUUUUAUUUUAUUUCUUCAACAACGAGAGUGAAUUUUACAAAGAUUUGUACAAAUUCAGAAGAGCAAGACAACCAAUUCAAAGUAACUUAUGACAUGAUAGGAGGCUUAAAUAGUCAGCUGAAAACAAUUAGAGAAAUUAUUGAAUUGCCUCUCAAGCAGCCUGAACUUUUCAAGAGUUACGGAAUUCCUCCACCUAGAGGAGUGUUACUCUAUGGCCCUCCAGGUACUGGGAAGACCAUGAUUGCUAGGGCUGUUGCUAAUGAAGUCGGAGCCUAUGUUUCUGUAAUUAAUGGUCCUGAAAUUAUAAGCAAAUUCUAUGGGGAGACAGAAGCAAGGCUACGUCAGAUAUUUGCUGAAGCCACUCUACGGCACCCAUCAAUUAUUUUUAUUGAUGAGCUGGAUGCACUUUGUCCUAAAAGAGAAGGGGCUCAGAAUGAAGUGGAAAAAAGAGUGGUAGCAUCACUGUUAACACUGAUGGAUGGUAUUGGUUCAGAAGGAAGUGAAGGACAAGUGUUGGUCCUUGGGGCCACAAAUCGCCCUCAUGCCUUAGAUGCUGCACUUCGAAGACCUGGACGAUUUGAUAAAGAGAUUGAGAUUGGAGUUCCUAAUGCUGAGGAUCGGCUAGAUAUCCUCCAGAAACUUCUUCGAACUGUACCCCAUUUGCUCACUGAAGCUGAGCUGCUACAGCUGGCAAAUAGUGCUCAUGGGUACGUUGGAGCAGACUUGAAAGCUUUGUGUAAUGAAGCAGGUCUCUAUGCCUUACGGAGAGUCUUGAAGAAACAGCCUAAUCUCUCUGAUAGCAAGAUGGCUGGGCUGGUGAAGAUUACUCUGAAUGAUUUCUUACAAGGGAUGAAUGACGUCAGGCCCAGUGCUAUGAGGGAAGUAGCAAUCGAUGUACCAAAUGUAUCCUGGUCAGAUAUAGGAGGACUGGAAAAUAUCAAACUAAAAUUGAAACAGGCUGUGGAAUGGCCUUUGAAACAUCCAGAGUCUUUCAUUCGAAUGGGUAUUCAACCACCUAAAGGAGUUCUUCUGUAUGGGCCACCUGGAUGCUCUAAAACAAUGAUUGCAAAGGCUUUAGCCAAUGAGAGUGGCCUGAAUUUCCUAGCUAUAAAGGGGCCUGAAUUAAUGAAUAAAUACGUUGGUGAAUCUGAAAGGGCUGUUAGAGAGAUCUUCCGAAAAGCGAGAGCAGUGGCUCCUUCCAUUAUUUUCUUUGAUGAACUUGAUGCCUUAGCAGUUGAAAGGGGCAGUUCUUCAGGUGCCGGGAAUGUAGCUGACCGUGUUCUGGCUCAGCUCUUAACGGAAAUGGAUGGUAUUGAACAGUUAAAGAACGUGACAAUUUUGGCCGCUACUAACCGCCCAGAUAGGAUAGACAAGGCUUUGAUGCGGCCUGGAAGAAUUGAUAGAAUCAUCUAUGUGCCGUUACCAGAUGCAGCAACAAGAAGGGAAAUAUUUAACCUGCAGUUUCAUUCUAUGCCAGUUGGUAAUGACGUUGAUCUGGCUGAACUCAUCCUCCAAACUGAUACAUAUUCAGGAGCAGAGUCAGUUCCUAGAAACUGUGCCAUAAAGGAGACCAUCACAGAACAGAUCAUUGUUGAAAGAAUUAUAUUUCCUUAUACAAACAAUAUUAUAAUGGAGGAUUGCCUUCCUGCCCAGAACUUGCCAUCAAAUAAAAAGAUUAUAGCUGUCUGUAGAGAGGCGGCUCUUCUGGCUCUGGAAGAAGACAUUCAAGCCAACCACAUUAUGAGAAGACAUUUUACUCAAGCCUUGAGCACUGUGACACCCAGAAUUCCUAAAUCAUUGAGACGUUUCUAUGAAGAGUAUCAGGAGAAGAGCGGGCUACAUACACUCUGAGAAAGUAUGCAUGUUCAGUAUGCUAAAAAUGCUUUCUAGAGAAAACUUGUUUCUUUUUAAAAUUUUGUCUUGAGAAUGUCCAAAAAAAACCUCUCAUAAGCAAAAUGUCUGAAAUUGAGAGGCUUCAGUGUUUAAAGACAUUUUAAAUCAUAUGGAUACAAUGAAAAUGUCCAUGAAAAUCUUUGGACACAAGUUUAAGUCAGUUUUAUCUGGAAAUGUGUGCUGUUUUAAAGAGCAAACUUCAGCUUUUUCAUUUUUGACCUAGUUUAUUCAUCUCAUGAAAUGCUUUCCUCACUCCAGAAUCUGUUUCACUGCAUUGCUAAAUGCCCAGCCUGUGAGCCUCAGUUUUAUACGAGAACAUAGAAAAUGCAUGUGGUUGGGCACCUAAGUGGUUCAGUCAUUUAAGUGUCCAUCUCUUGAUUUCAGCCCACAGUUUGUGAGUUCAAGUCCCACAUAGGGCUCUGCACUGCCAGCAUGGAGCCUGCUUGGGAUUCAUUAUCUCUCUCUCCCUCUCUCUCUCUCUCUCUCUCUCUCUCCCUCCCUCCCUCUCUCUCUUUCUCUCACUCUCCCCCCGCCACUUGCUCCUCUCUCUAAAUAAAUAAGUAAAAGAAAAUGCGUGUGGAUUAAUCCGUAGUGAGAAAUAUUUACAGACCAUUAUUUUUAAAGGCCAGCCAGUGGAAUAGACAAAUGCACAAACCAAACUUUUGUGGCCUUGUUUCUAGACAUGUAUUUGUUUUCAUUAUAAUUCACACCUACAUGUUUGCUUUGGCCUUCUUAAUCUCUACUUAUGACAAUAAAAAAAGAGAGAGAGAGAGAAUUGAGAGUUAUUUCAUGUAAUCCCCCUUGCCAAGUUUAAAAAAUUGGAAACGUCGGGGCGCUUGGGUGUCUCAGUCAGUUAAGUGUCUGACUUCAGCUCAGAUCGUGAUCUCACGGUUCGUGAUUUUGAACCCCAUGUCAGGCUGUGUGCUGACAGCUCAG
Messenger RNA from Felis catus (domestic cat), 6835 nucleotides. It is a transcript of the gene AFG2A, whose product is annotated as spermatogenesis associated 5. NCBI's taxonomy places the organism in Eukaryota, Metazoa, Chordata, Mammalia, Carnivora, Felidae. Gene Ontology annotation, cellular component: cytoplasm. Bases 3191 to 5857 code for a protein of 888 amino acids. The record is from RefSeq and is a predicted model, not a curated record. The transcript has 17 exons. Gene Ontology annotation, molecular function: ATP hydrolysis activity; ATP binding.